Balaenoptera ricei (Rice's whale) is the source of this 4238-nucleotide messenger RNA. It is a transcript of the gene SGIP1, whose product is annotated as SH3GL interacting endocytic adaptor 1. The transcript has 25 exons. The record is from RefSeq and is a predicted model, not a curated record. Gene Ontology annotation, cellular component: cytoplasm; clathrin-coated pit; clathrin-coated vesicle. NCBI's taxonomy places the organism in Eukaryota, Metazoa, Chordata, Mammalia, Artiodactyla, Balaenopteridae. Gene Ontology annotation, biological process: synaptic vesicle endocytosis; clathrin-dependent endocytosis; clathrin coat assembly. The coding region runs from base 358 to 2829 and encodes 823 amino acids.
UAGGUUCUGUGUGCUCUCCGGGGGUAUUGUGUCAGGAGAUGCAGGCUGGCUACCAUGUGACGCGGUCCAGAGCUGAAGGGAUUGGCCGAGGCAGCGCAGGCGGUGCAGCUUGGCCGGCUUGCUGUUCCUCUCCCUUUCUCUCGCAGCAUCUUCCUGGGAGCCUGUAGGUGAAGCAGCACCAGCAGCAUCCAUGGCCUAUCUUUGGGGUUAACACUCGUCUCCUUUGGCUUCAGCAUCGGACAGAGCAGAUCUCUCGGCAGCGGCAGCAGCGUUGUGAGGACUUAGCUGGGACCUGGAAUCGUAUCCUCCUGUAUUUUUUCAGACUCUUUGGAAAUUAAGGAAUGCAAUUCUGCCACCAUGAUGGAAGGAUUGAAAAAACGUACAAGGAAGGCCUUUGGAAUACGGAAGAAAGAAAAGGACACUGAUUCUACAGGUUCACCAGAUAGAGAUGGAAUUAAGAAAAGCAAUGGGGCACCAAAUGGAUUUUAUGCGGAAAUUGAUUGGGAAAGAUACAACUCGCCUGAGCUGGAUGAAGAAGGCUACAGCAUCAGACCUGAGGAACCCGGCUCUACCAAAGGAAAGCACUUUUAUUCUUCAAGCGAAUCGGAAGAGGAAGAAGAAUCACACAAGAAGUUUAAUAUCAAGAUUAAGCCAUUGCAAGCUAAAGACAUCCUUAAGAACGCUGCAACUGUAGAUGAACUGAAGGCAUCAAUAGGCAACAUUGCACUUUCCCCAUCACCAGUGAGGAAAAGUCCGAGGCGCAGCCCGGGUGCAAUUAAAAGGAACUUAUCCAGUGAAGAAGUAGCGAGACCCAGGCGUUCCACACCAACUCCAGAACUCAUAAGCAGAAAACCUCCAGAUGACACCAUGGCACUUGCUCCCCUCUUUGGCCCACCAUUAGAAUCAGCUUUUGAUGAACAGAAGACAGAAGUUCUUUUAGAUCAGCCUGAGAUAUGGGGUCCAGGCCAACCAAUUAAUCCAAGCACGGAGUCGCCAAAGUUAACAAGGCCUUUUCCCACUGGAACACCUCCACCACUGCCUCCAAAACACGUACCAGCCACCCCACCCCGAACAGGCUCCCCCUUAACAACUGGACCAGGAAAUGACCAGUCAGCCACAGAGGUCAAAAUUGAAAAACUACCAUCAAUCAAUGACUUGGACAGCAUUUUUGGCCCUGUGUUGUCCCCCAAGUCUGUUGCUGUUAAUGCCGAAGAAAAGUGGGUCCAUUUUUCUGAUACAUCCCCGGAACGUGUUACUCCAGAGUUGACUCCAAGGGAAAAGGUGGUGUCCCCACCACCUGCCUCAGACAACCCAGCUGAAUCCCCGCCUCCGGGCCCCCCGGGCCCUCCUGGCCCCCCAGGACCUCUGAGUCCUCCUCGCAAUGUACCAUCGCCACUCAACUUAGAAGAAGUCCAGAAGAAAGUCGCUGAGCAGGCCUUCAUUAAAGAUGAUUACUUAGAAACAAUCUCAUCUCCUAAAGAUUUGGGGCUGGGGCAGAGAGCAACUCCGCCUGCCCCCCCACCACCCACCUACAGGACUGUGGUUUCGUCCCCCGGACCUGGCUCGGGCAGUGGUACGGGGACCACCAGCGGUGCAUCAUCCCCUGCUCGGCCAGCCACCCCCUUGGUUCCUUGCAGCACCACGACCCCACCUCCACCUCCUCCCCGGCCUCCCUCUCGGCCAAAGCUACCUCCAGGGAAGCCUGGAGUCGGAGAUGUGCCCCGACCUUUCAGCCCUCCCAUCCAUUCUUCCAGCCCUCCUCCGAUAGCACCCCUAGCCCGGGCUGAGAGCACUUCUUCGAUAUCGUCCACCAAUUCCUUGAGUGCAGCUACCACCCCGACAGUUGUGUCAGAAGAUGAUGUUUUUUAUGACAAACUGCCCUCGUUUGAAAGGCGCUGUGAAACGCCUGCAGAGAAUGAACAGCCUUCCCUCGUUUGGUUUGACAGAGGAAAGUUUUAUUUGACUUUUGAAGGUUCUUCCAGGGGACCCAGCCCCCUAACCAUGGGAGCCCAGGACACCCUCCCUGUUGCAGCAGCAUUUACAGAAACGGUCAAUGCCUACUUCAAAGGAGCAGAUCCGAGCAAAUGUAUCGUGAAGAUUACUGGAGAAAUGGUGUUGUCCUUUCCUGCCGGCAUCACCAGACACUUUGCCAACAACCCAUCGCCAGCUGCUUUGACUUUUCGGGUGACAAAUUUCAGCAGGUUAGAACACGUCCUGCCAAAUCCCCAACUUCUCUGCUGUGAUAAUACCCAAAAUGAUGCCAAUGCCAAGGAAUUCUGGGUAAACAUGCCAAAUUUGAUGAUUCAUCUAAAGAAAGUGUCGGAACAAAAACCCCAGGCUACGUAUUAUAACGUGGAUAUGCUCAAAUAUCAGGUGUCAGCCCAGGGCAUUCAGUCCACGCCUCUGAACCUGGCAGUGAACUGGCGAUGUGAGCCGGCAAGCACCGACCUGCGCAUAGAUUACAAAUACAAUACGGAUGCAAUGACAACGGCCGUGGCCCUCAACAAUGUGCAGUUCCUGGUCCCCAUAGAUGGAGGGGUAACCAAGCUCCAGGCUGUGCUCCCACCAGCAGUCUGGAAUGCUGAACAGCACAGAAUAUUGUGGAAGAUUCCUGAUAUUUCUCAGAAGUCAGAAAAUGGAGGAGUGGGCUCUUUAUUGGCAAGAUUUCAGUUAUCUGAAGGCCCAAGCAAACCUUCCCCAUUGGUUGUGCAGUUUACAAGUGAAGGGAGCACCCUUUCUGGCUGUGACAUUGAACUUGUUGGAGCAGGGUAUAGAUUUUCACUCAUCAAGAAAAGGUUUGCUGCAGGAAAAUACUUGGCAGAUAACUAAUAAAAUCUUAUGCAAGGAUUUGGAGGAUUCAUAUAAUGGAGAACUACUGUAUGAGAAACAGGUUUUAAUUUUGGUUUGAUGAAAACAAACCAAAAUCUGCACUUGGGAUAUAUCUGCUGGAAAUGUCAAUGACUUUCAGCAAUGAUUUCCCUCACACAAUACCAUGAUGACCAGUCCUACAGUAUUUACUUCUAGGUGUAAUAUUGUUAAUGGUUUUAAAAUGUAAUUAUUGUAUUUGUAAAUUGUACUCAUUCCAGUAAGGCAGUUAUACUUGAGUUUUAGCAUUUUACCAUUCCUGAAAUGGAUGUAAUUUAAACUGUGGUAUGUAAAUUUAAUAGUAGUACUGUUGAAUGGCACAAUGCUUACAGAGGUAGAUUGCAUUUUGUCAAUAUAUAAAAUUUAAAUAUAAUAUUGAUAGCUGUCAUAAGGGGGUGCCACACACAAAGAAAAUUCAGUGGAACCAGAAAAAAACUUCCUUUUCUUCGGUCCUUAGUAUGUUUUACUCUAGUGCUAAAUAAAAAUUCUAUCUUCAAAUAUUUAGUGGGUUAAAGUCAGAAACUAUUUCAGAAAAAAUAAAAAUUCUAAGGUACAUGCGCAUAUUCAAAGAAAAGCAUUAAUUACCACUUUUUAAAAAGCUUUUUUUUCAAACUGCAAAUUUCAUAAAAAUGCAAACUGUGUAAACAGGGCCUCUUAUUUUUAUAACUUGUGUAAAAAGGGAAAGCAAUUCAUAUUUAAAGUUUAUGAAAUUAUAAUCAAGAGUAAAGAAGAUGUCGAAGUCUUAACUACUUCCCCCUCUCUCCACAGUUUAGCAGAUGUGGAGAUUACUGAAUAAUCAGACUAAAACCAAAAUUGUGAUUUUAAAAUUUCAAGAAUUCCCGCAGUUGAACUGGUUAACAACUUUUGCACAAUAACUCUAAACACAGAAUGCCUCCCAUCCAGCAUGGGGAAUGGUACCAAGCAUCUUCCUCUUUACCAAUAGGAACCAAAACAUUGAGUCUAAAUAUCCCAGAAAAAAAAGAUUUUAGUCCGCUACUUAAAUCCAGAGGAGAAUUUUAAUUGUCAUCAUUUGUAUCAUUUGGGAAGGAAAAAAUAAGCUUUAUAAAUCAAAUUCUAACCACAUUAUUGUGCAAUAAAUUUCCUUUUGGAUAAGAUUCAUUGUAUGUAACUAUAAAUCUUUGCCAUCCUUGGGGAAUCAAAAAUGUAUGUUAUGAUUUCAUUGUUGCAAGGUAUAAUAAAAACUGUAAUUACUCAGUCUGGCCUCAUAAUAUGGGAAUUCAGGAUGAAGACGCUCUUCUUCAGGGGUCCCAGUUGUAAAACCUUCCUUCAUUACAAUCUGAAAACAUGAAUUUUCCUUUAAGUCAUCGAACCUAUUUUAAACAUAAACUAAUUCCUACUCUAGGUUAUACAAU